Messenger RNA from Xyrauchen texanus (razorback sucker), 3598 nucleotides. Its product is annotated as hepatocyte growth factor-like. The record is from RefSeq and is a predicted model, not a curated record. Gene Ontology annotation, biological process: proteolysis. Bases 44 to 2185 code for a protein of 713 amino acids. Lineage: Eukaryota; Metazoa; Chordata; Actinopteri; Cypriniformes; Catostomidae. Gene Ontology annotation, molecular function: serine-type endopeptidase activity. The transcript is spliced from 18 exons.
CAAGCUCGGACCUUAUAAAACGUCCAUCCCAAAUCCUGGAAUAAUGAAAUCAGACAUCAUGUGGAUUUAUCAAGCUCUUCUGUGUGUCUUACUGUCCGUGGAAAUUGAGUGCAGGAAACAGACGUUGCAGAGGUAUCAGAAAAGUGAAAACACCAGGCUGCUGUGUACAGACUGUACAGACUCUCCACGAAUCAGAAACCUGUCGUUGGAUGACUGUGCACACAAAUGCAAUAAGAACAAGAAGUCCUGCAGGGCAUUCUACUUGGACCACAUAAACAGGAAAUGCCACAUGCUUCCCUUCGACCGUUUCUCUGAAGGUGCGCAGAGAGAACGAAAAACCAAUUGCGACCUUUACGAGAAGAAAGACUAUGUGAGGGAAUGCAUCAUUGGGUCAGGUGUCAACUAUAAGGGGAGACGAUCGUUCACGAAGACUGGAAUUACCUGUCAAGCCUGGAAUAUGUCCGUCCCACAUGAGCACAAUUUCAAGCCUGCUAGACACAAAAGGUUUGACCUGCGUCAGAAUUUCUGCAGAAACCCGGAUAAUGAUCCGAGUGGUCCCUGGUGCUUCACUGAACUCACUGAAACUCGCCAUCAGGAAUGUGGGCUGCCCCAGUGUUCAGAAGUGGUGUGUAUGAGGUGUAACGGAGAAACAUACAGAGGACCCGUGGAUCACACAGAGAGUGGAAAAGAGUGCCAGAGAUGGGACUCACAGAAACCUCAUAAACACACCUACCAGCCUCACAGGCAUAUUGAUAAAGGCCUGGAUGACAACUACUGCCGUAAUCCCAAUAAUGACAUACGUCCGUGGUGUUAUACGAUGGACAAAAACACUCCUUGGGAGUACUGUAACAUCAGUGUGUGUGACUCAGAUAAUGACAUAGAAGUGGAUGUUACCACCUCUUGUUUUCGGGGUCAGGGAGAGGGGUACAGGGGUACAUUCAAUUUGACCCCUGCAGGUGUGACCUGUCAGCGCUGGGAUGCCCUGUUUCCCCAUAAUCAUUCUUACACUCCGCACAACUAUAAAUGCAAGGAUCUAAGGGAAAACUUUUGCAGAAACCCAGAUGACUCUGAAAUUCCCUGGUGCUUCACCACAGACCCAAAAGUACGCAAAGCUUUCUGUACUAACAUCCCCAGGUGUGAGUCAGAAAUCUCUGACAGCACAGAGUGUUAUGAAGACAACGGCGAGAGUUAUCGUGGUAAUUUAUCAAAAACGAGAUCUAGUAUUCAAUGUGGACUGUGGUCUGACCACACUUUCAGGAGAGACACGCGGUCAGCGGAGGCCAGUGCAGGCUUAGAGUUGAACUUGUGCAGAAAUCCUGACCGAGAUAAGCAUGGGCCAUGGUGCUACACAUCUAACUCCUCCAUUCCCUGGGACUAUUGUGGACUAGAGCGCUGUAAAUCGACGUCCUUUGAUGACCAUCAGAAGACAGGUGGAGGACCAAAACCAUCCUGUUUCGUACACAAAACCACGCGGAUUGUUGGAGGGAUGCGGGUACAGCGGGCGGAGGAUGGGAGCUGGGUCGUCAGCAUUCAAAAAGGGAACAGUCACUGGUGUGGUGGCUCUCUUAUCCGUGAGGAAUGGGUUCUUACUGAUCAACAGUGCUUCUCCACCUGUGUUCCUGACCUCUCGGAGUACACCGUGCAGGUGGGACUUCUCCAUCUCAAUGCCUCCACCAGCACACAGGGUCUCCGGAUCGCACAUGUGGUAUGUGGACCCGAGGGAUCAAACUUGGCCCUACUCAAACUAACAACGCCUGCCCCUCUCUCUGAGCAUGUGCGAACUGUGCAGCUUCCUGUGGCAGGGUGUGCUGUUGCUGAAGGCACCUACUGCCUCAUGUACGGCUGGGGAGACACUAAAGGCACUGGUCACGAGGGCAGCCUAAAGAUGGUGGGACUUCCAAUUGUCAGUAACAAGAGGUGUUCUCUAAGCCACAAGGGCUUUCUGCCAAUCUCUGAGACUAAAAUAUGUGCUGGAGGCAAGAGAGACCACGGUGUUUGUGAAAAAGACUACGGCGGCCCGUUGGUGUGCCAGGAAAGAGAGAGCAAGGUCAUUGUGGGGGUCAGCAUCAACGGCCGUGGGUGUGCCGUAGCCAGACGCCCUGCCGUAUUUGUCAAUGUGGCCUUCUACUCCGAAUGGAUCCACAAAGUCUUUAAAUACUAUUCAGACAUGGAGAUAAAUUACUAGAACCUUCCUGACUGUUCCUCACCUAUGAUGUGAAUAGAACUCACGGCACAUGAUGUUGUUUUUGUACGAUUUGUAUACAAACGGCACAAACGACUCUGAGGCCAAAUUUGUGUUUUUCUUCAGAUUAAAUUAAAACCACUGGUACGGAAAAGGUGCAAGACAUAAAUAACUGAGGUCCUCAACUGGAAAGACAGGUCAGACAUCAGACAUGUAUUUUUUUAAACCAAUAAGUGGCUAGUGAGUACUUAAUAAUCCCAGACAGAUGGAUAAAUGAAAUAAAAUACAAGAAAAUCAUUUAGGAGAAACUGUGGCGUUCGUCCAUAUGAAGAUAUUUGUCUCAGACCAGAGCAGAUGUGUUCUAGAUGUCACUCCCUGGAUGACGAUGACCUGAAGUUUUCCAACAGGAUGGAGCCUUGGUUUUUACUCUGAGAGUUUUCAGAUCACUGGGGUGAAGACAGAGAUAUUUUUUAUUAAUUUUUACUUGUUCAGAGUUGAGUUGAACCUGCAUCUUGUCUUCCUCAGAGUACAUCAUUCUGAAAUGUGAAUUAUGCUUUCCAAAACACCAUUUUCAACAUCAGCCACUUCACAAAUCAGAUUUGGAACUGUGACCUGCACCGUGGUUAGCAUACAUGACAAAACAGAAUGUUAUCACAGCGGCUUGAAUGCAUUUCCAAGGAUUCCAUAACAUUCUAAUGUUUCGCGCCUUGCCUUAUUCCAGUUUGGAGCGUUUGGUGGCCCCUUUGGGGCUGUGUUUGUUUUUAAAGGACCUGUUUUUACUACACUCCAAAGAGUGUGCUAAUAUCACUCUGUAUGUCUGUAGGUCUUAUAGAUCUGAAAUUACAAGCAUCUGAAGGUCUUUCUCUUCUCAUGGUGUAAUAUAUCUGUUGAAAUUUUACAAGCAGUUCGCCAAGUAUUUAUUUAUAACUUUUAUAGAGCGACCAAAGUCACGGCAUUUCAUCUUCCCAAAGUGUUUUUUGUGUUUAAUCUGGCAUGUGGCUUUUAAACAUAACAUUUGUUAAAAAAACAAAAGGACUAUAUGUCUUUUAAGGAAAAUAUUGUUUAUGUGCCAUAACAGAGUGUUCUGACUACAAGAUGGCUCCCCAAAGGUCUAUAAGCAGCACAUGUGUGUAGUCCAAGUGGACGGUCUUUAGCCUCAUGGAUCUAAGAGUGUAAAGUCACUUAAUCAAACUGCAGUACUAAAUAGAGUAAAGCAGUCAAGAUCAGCUUUCAGUAGGCAGGGAAUAUUAUCACUAAUGUUUAUGACCUUUUAAGUGCGUUUUCUAGAUGAUAAUGUAUUAUAUUGUAAAUAUUAUGUUCGCUAUGUAUAUAAGGUGCCUCUGUUUCAUACCAAGUGACAUUUUGUAUUUCAAUUUGAUACUUUAUAGUUUGUCCUUUUAAAUGAAUGUUCUCUUU